Magallana angulata is the source of this 2518-nucleotide messenger RNA. RefSeq names its product mannose-6-phosphate isomerase-like. Bases 130 to 1407 code for a protein of 425 amino acids. Lineage: Eukaryota; Metazoa; Mollusca; Bivalvia; Ostreida; Ostreidae. Gene Ontology annotation, cellular component: cytosol. Gene Ontology annotation, biological process: GDP-mannose biosynthetic process; carbohydrate metabolic process. The transcript is spliced from 8 exons. The record is from RefSeq and is a predicted model, not a curated record. Gene Ontology annotation, molecular function: mannose-6-phosphate isomerase activity; zinc ion binding.
GCACAACAACCUUUAGAUUGUUCAUGUACUUCAUGUACCACUUACUGAUGACUUACUCCACCGGAUAUUGACUCGGCAGCCCCCAGAACUAAGCAGUCACACCAUAUCUACAAACUGCAAUACAUAAUAAUGUCAGAAGACGAGCUUGUGUUUCCUCUAAAGUGCUCCAUACAGAAUUAUGCUUGGGGUAAACUUGGUCAUGAAAGUGAGGUUGCCUCUUUACUGAAAGCAUCGGAUCCAGCUUUUCAGAUAGAUGAGUCAACUCCUUAUGCUGAGUUAUGGAUGGGAACACACAUAAACUGUCCAUCAAAAGUCAGAACUGGCAGGGGAAGUACCUUGUCACUGAAAGACUGGAUUAUCCAGCAUCCUGAUCAGCUGGGGGAUGCUGUCACCAAGAGGUUUGGGAAUGAUCUCCCUUUCUUGUUCAAGGUUCUUAGCGUCAACAAAUCACUAUCUGUCCAGGCUCAUCCAAACAAGGUUCAGGCAGAAAAACUUCAUGCAAAAUUUCCAGAACUUUAUAAGGAUAACAACCACAAGCCGGAGUUAGCCAUUGCUUUGACACCAUUUAAAGCUAUGUGUGGGUUCCGCCCAAUUCAGCAGGUGGCAGAGUUCCUUUCAAGAAUAGAGGAACUUCGAGCUGUUGUUGGAGGUCCUACUUCAUGUAAGCUGAUAUCUGCAAGUAAAACUAUGGAUAUGCCUCUACAGAGAGAAGCCAUGAAAGACUGCUUUACUUCAUUGAUGAAUCAGGAGUCUGAUUUUGUCAAAUCAGAGCUGAAAUUGCUAAUUAAUCGUCUUCAAGACUUAGACAGUGCUGGGACAGACACCAGUGGGUUUGAGAGUGAAACUUUGUACAAGUUGUAUAAUGAAUUUCCUGGAGAUGUAGGAUGUUUCACUGUGUAUUUUUUGAACAUUGUCACACUUCAGCCGGGAGAGGGGAUGUUUCUGGAAGCAAAUCUGCCACAUGCAUACCUGUCUGGAGACACCAUGGAGUGCAUGGCAUGUUCUGAUAAUGUUGUCAGAGCUGGACUUACUCCAAAAUAUCGAGAUGUUCACACACUUUGUGAAAUGUUAGACUACACUGGAAAGCCAGCAAACAAAACCAAGUUUCCAGGAAAAUCUGUAACAGAAAAUGGAGUGACCAUAACAACCUUCAGUCCACCUAUUAGGGAUUUUGCUGUCAAAAAAUUUCAGACCAGCCCAGGAGUCACUGCCUUACAGCUUCCUGCAUUGACCAGUCCCAGCAUUACCAUUGUGAUUCAGGGUAAUGGAAUAGCAAACAACCCAACCCUGGAGUCGUCCAUUCCUCUCAAUCGUGGUGAGAUCUUCUUUGCAUCAGUGAAUCAGGAGGUGAUGAUAGAUGUCUCGUCAGAAUCCAUGCUGUUGUUUCAGGCCUAUGCUGCAGUUUAAAGAGAUGCUUGUUCAUGUACGUUGGAGAUGCAUUAACCAAUUCAGAAAGUUCAGCCAAUGAUCACCACCAAGCAGACUUGCUUGUUUGUUAUAUAUAGAAUCCUACUAAAGUUUGCUAUAUUCGUUACCUGAGCAUAUGAUUACAAAAUGUAGAUCUGAUAUGUGUUUUGAAUUUUGGAAAGAAUAUUAAGCUAGCUGAUUAGGGAAAUUCUUUUUCGUGCCUGAUUUUAAAUUAUAAAAGGAUCAUGGUCACAAUUUCAGCCAGAAAUGUUCAGUAUUUAUUUUCUACUUUUAAGCAAUAGCAUUGUAAACAUCAAAAAUGGGAAUGGAUAAAUAGAUUUAGAAUAUUUUAAGCUCAGUUGUGAUCAUGCAUACCCUACUAAAAGAGGGUAAAAUUUUUAAAAUUGUUGCACCAUGUAGAACUUUGAUUACAAUUUAUAAUAUAAGAGGUAUAUAUAUUUUUCAAUUAAUAAUCACUCUAGACCUGACUCCUUGAGGUGAAUUUGGUGCUUGGCAUUAUUUUCAAAAUAUCCUGCUUGUUUCUAUAUGAAAAGAAAUGCUUGCCUGUUUGUUUGACUGCCUGUAUGUAAAGCUGAACUAUUUGUUAUGUUGUUUUUCUACAAACUUUUCUAUUCUGACUGACAUUAUUUAUUUUGGUAUAUUUUUAAAAUCCUAUUUUAUUUAUGGAAUGUUUUUUUUCAGGAGUUAUUAUAAUGUAAUUUAAGUUAGCCUUACUUUAUUAUGUAAUAAGUUAACAUCCUUAUAGCAAUGAGUUUCACUACCAUAGAUGUUUAUAAAAAAAUUCCACAUUCUGAUUUUCAUCCACAUCAAUUUAAACUGAAAAAAAAAAUUAAUUGUAUGAAGUGCUACUUGUAUAGAAAUUGGCUACAUGUCUUAUGAUAUGCAAAAGUUUUACAUAAUGAAUAAGAAAUGCAAUACUGACUGUAAAUCUUUUAUUAUUUGUAUCGUAAAAUUAUUUUUCUAAUUUCCUAUGAAGAAAAAGGGCUUUAAACUUAAUUUGAGACAAUAAUUAUAAAAUGGAUCCAAAUGUUUUAGAAUGCUUUAAAUGUAAACAAAGAAUGUUGGAAUAUUAAAAAAAGGAAUAUCAUUA